Molecule: messenger RNA, 842 nt
Organism: Labrus bergylta (ballan wrasse)
Lineage: Eukaryota; Metazoa; Chordata; Actinopteri; Labriformes; Labridae
Source: RefSeq, a predicted model, not a curated record
GUUGCUAGGAGAUCAUCGUGUUAGUGACGUCACAGCAGCGUCCUCUGAAGUGCCCGUCAGUGACGUCACGUUGAAUGUUCAGAUCAACAACUAUGAAGCUUCUUCCUCUCGUGUGUCUCUGCGUCGUGACUCGGUCUGGAAUAACGUUUGCUGAUGAAAACGGUGGAGUGGUGGUGAAAGAAGACAGUGAUGCUGUGUUACCGUGUUCCCUCAGCACCAAGGAGAACAUCGAGACGAAGCUGUUUGACUGGAAGAAAGACGAUCACAAGGAGGUGUUCAUGUACGACGGAGGAGAUUAUUACGCUCACGGCCUUUCAGGUCAAGACAAACAGUUUGAAGGUCGAGUCUCACAUUUUAACGACGAGCUGAAGAACGGUAACGCCUCCAUAAAGAUCAGGAAGACCAAGGUGGCCGACAGUGGAAACUACACCUGUUUUUUUCCUCGUCUGCAGCCGAGUCAAAUGUUCCACAUUGAGCUGGUUGUUGGUGCUGCUCCAGAGCCGUCUGUCACCAUCCUCGAUGAAUCAAAGGACUGGUCUCUGCUGCAGUGUUUAGUCAGAGGAGCUUCUCCUCGACCUAAAGUGGAGUGGAGGGACAGUUCUGGAAACAUCCUUCAUGCUAAAGAAGCACAGGUCACAGAAAGAGGAGGCAGCUACGACAUCAUCCUCCAAACCACUGUGACCAAGACCGACCACUACAGCUGUGUGGUCACACAGGACCAGAUCAAACACCACACUGAGGCAGAGACCUACGUUCACAUCAACGGAGCAGCUUCAGAGCCGCACGUCACCAAUCUUCAUCAAAAGAUGAAUAGUUUGAGCAGCUUCAGAGCCGAUUAUUGA